Onychostoma macrolepis is the source of this 2466-nucleotide messenger RNA. It is a transcript of the gene tnni4b.2, whose product is annotated as troponin I4b, tandem duplicate 2. Bases 1025 to 1480 code for a protein of 151 amino acids. Gene Ontology annotation, cellular component: troponin complex. Gene Ontology annotation, biological process: muscle contraction. NCBI's taxonomy places the organism in Eukaryota, Metazoa, Chordata, Actinopteri, Cypriniformes, Cyprinidae. The record is from RefSeq and is a predicted model, not a curated record. The transcript is spliced from 6 exons.
GGUCAUACAGCUAUGGCUCACUUCAGCAAAGUCUUUUCUGCCUUGUAGGGUCAAACAGUGGGAAAUGAAGAGUGAGUGGUAGUGGACAAUGUGUGCAAUUGUGUUUUGAUGGUGCUGAGUAAAAUGAGCCUCAGGGUGUAAGGCUUCAGUCUAUUUUAGUGAGCCACUCAGAGGAGGCCAAAGAGGCCAUAAAAUUUGCCUGGGUUUUCUUGUGCACUGACAUUGUCACAUUGCCUUGGAGUGGUCUUUGGAGGAACAGGUAUGAACUACUGCACUAUUUGCCACCAUUAACUGUAAAACCAAUGCAUUUAAUUGAUCUAAAAAUUACCCAUGAGAUAUAACUGUUGACAUCAAAUUAAUGCAUAGCAUAGCUCAGAUAGUUUGAUGUUUAAAAGCUUUGAUGAGACAUUGUUGAGAUCUCUUCCGAAGCCAAAGGAUAUUAAAGGUCUCAAUCUGCACCUCAUUUAAUCUCACUGCUGUCAAGGAGAAACAACUGAGAUUUUCUUUUCUUUUUUUCUUGGGGGCUUUGUAAAUCUAGUUUAUCCAUCAAAAAAUGGAUUUUUGUGUGAUGUUGAGAACGGGUGCUAAAAAUGGGUGCAUGUCCUCCCAAAAUACUAAGUUAAUUUUAGUAAUACUAAUUGUGCUUAUCAGUCACCAAUCUUUAUAUUUCAGAUUUUGACUAGUGAUUUACACCAGAUUAGUCAUAAAAAGGAAGUACUUAGAAGCUCACAAUGUCUGAGUCGUAAGUAUUCAGUCUUUUAAAUUGUUAAUAUCUAUAUCUUGCUGUAAAUGUACAUGUUUAAAACAUGCCUAUGCUUUUAUUUCUUUUCAUAAACUGAAAAUCGCCAAUUUAGACAGGUACGUGGAUUUUAUUACUUUAACUUUUUGUACAUGGCAAAACAAUAGUUUUUUUUUUUUUUCAACAAAAUCCAAAUGUGCUUAAUUCUUGCAGCGACCCAAAUCUAAGAUUUCGGCAUCCAGGAGGUUGUUCUUAAAGACAAAGCUGCUGAAGAAGGCAACCUCUAUGCUUGUGACUGAAAAAGAAGAGAAGCAGAGGGACAGAGAGACCACCUUGCGUGAGAGAGUGCCACCUCUACAACUGUCUGGUCUGUCUGUUCAAGAGCUUCAGGCUCUCUGUAAAGACCUCCAUCAAAAGAUUGAUGUUGUAGAUGAAGAGAGGUAUGACAUCUCUGCCAAGGUGGCCAAAAAUGAAAAGGAGCUUGCAGAUUUGAACAUCAAGAUUACCGAGCUUAGAGGUAAAAUGAAGAGACCUGCACUUAAGAGGGUGAAGAUCUCCGCCGAUGCCAUGUUGGGUGCUCUUUUGGGCUCCAAGGUCAAAGAGUCUGUGGAUUUCAAAGCUAACCUCAAGACAGUCAAGAAAGAAGAGGAGAAGAAAGAAGAGGUGACUGACUGGCGUAAGAAUGUGGAGGCCAUGUCUGGAAUGGAAGGCAGGAAGAAGCUGUUCGAUGCAGGACAAUAGAAGAUACAUUUGAAAAAACUUUAUGGUGACAACUACACCAGAAUUAAUAAACUUCUUAAAAUGAAUGUAUAAAUCAAUGCAAGUUCAUAUAACACAUAUAUCCUAUUUUAAUAAUAGCUUAGGAUUAUGCUUUAAUGUUUUAUUUUAGUUAAGAAGAAACUGCAUAUAAGUUAUUUAGACAAGAAAACAGUGUCUCAAACUUCCUUGAUGUCUACUUGAUGGUUUCUAUGAUGUUGAGCCCAUUUUCUGUCUUAAAAAUAAAAGCACAUCAAAGCCUGUAACGAGGACUGAUGCUUAGGAAACUCUGGAAAUGUUUGGAUACAACAGCCCUAAAUGUAGCAGGACCUGAAGGCUCUGACCUUGCCAUGCACUUUUAUCUAUUUGACCUUACUUCAUAACAGACAUAACAAAACUGCUGUCUCCCAGGAAUACCUUCAGUUGUUCUAACAUCAAUCAACGGUAUUUGUAAAUUUGUGGAACUUAAAAAAAAAAAACAUGCACUUUAAAAGCUUUUCAAACUAAAUCACUAGCUAAUUUGUGUUAUUAAAAUAUCCCAAAAAACUCUUCAGUAGACCAAUUGAAAUCAUGCCAGUCCAAUUUCUGCAACGUCAGACCUUGAUAUGCUAAUCGACAAAAAUUGCCAUUUUUCCAAAUUUGCAGAUUAUUUCUCAUUGUUGCAAGUUAUAAACUUGUAAUUGCGAGUUUACUUCUUUGACCUUUUUUCAGAGAAUUCUGCGUUUACAUGUCGCAAUUCUGUUUUGUUUGUUUCCACCAUGGAAUAAAAAAAAUCGCAACUUUUUUUUCUCAGAUUCUUUCUCACUGUUGCAAGUUAUAAAAUUAUAAUUGCGAGUUUACAUCUUUUACAUCUGACCUUGUUUCUCAGAAAUCUGAAUUUGCAUUUAGCAAUUUUGACUUUUUUUCUGAGAAUUCUGCAUUUACGUCUCACAAUUCUGUUUUGUUUGUUUUCACCAUGGAAUAAAAAAUAG